Dibothriocephalus latus is the source of this 300-nucleotide messenger RNA. The record is from the annotation of a GenBank genome assembly. NCBI's taxonomy places the organism in Eukaryota, Metazoa, Platyhelminthes, Cestoda, Diphyllobothriidea, Diphyllobothriidae.
CCCUACUUCCAGCCCCGCCGACCCUACCUCGUGAGACCGUACCGACCCGAGGACAAACCCAAACUCUACUCACUUUGGCGGCGUCUCCUUCUCCGGCGUAUCGGCCUUGCCGUGGAUGCGCUUCCCGAGGAGUACAAGGAUCUGCCUGGUGACCGAUACCUCCUCGCCUACCUCGAACACUCACCCCAACAUUGUUUGGUGGUGGAGGGCCCGCCCCUCUUCUUCAUGCCUCCCCUGGACAACCAACUGUCGACUCCCUCUCAGCCGAAACCAGAGAGCAACGGCAGCGAGUGGGACAUU